This is a messenger RNA of Homo sapiens (human), 2869 nucleotides long. RefSeq names its product caspase 9 (gene CASP9). Gene Ontology annotation, biological process: proteolysis; glial cell apoptotic process; cellular response to dexamethasone stimulus. Gene Ontology annotation, cellular component: nucleus; cytosol; cytoplasm. Gene Ontology annotation, molecular function: peptidase activity; cysteine-type endopeptidase activity; cysteine-type peptidase activity. The record is from RefSeq and is marked reviewed. The coding region runs from base 326 to 1327 and encodes 333 amino acids. Lineage: Eukaryota; Metazoa; Chordata; Mammalia; Primates; Hominidae. The transcript is spliced from 9 exons.
AGAUGCGUCCCGGGGAGUGGGCGGUGACGCGGUGGCAGGUUCUGGGGACAGGCGGUGACCCCAGAAUUGACCCUGGGGACAGGGCGAGGCGCGGAGGCGUCCUGAAGGCGAGGCGGUGACGCAAGAGCGAAUCCUUGGGGCGGGGCGAGGCGUUGGAGAUGCGUCCUGCGGGCGGGACGGUAACGCGGGGGCGGGGCGGUGACGUGAGCGGGCAGGCUCUGGAUCUCGGCGGGAUCAGGCCAGGCAGCUGAUCAUAGAUCUGGAGACUCGAGGGAGUCAGGCUCUUCCUUUGUUCAUCUCCUGCUUAGAGGACACAGGCCAGGACAUGCUGGCUUCGUUUCUGCGAACUAACAGGCAAGCAGCAAAGUUGUCGAAGCCAACCCUAGAAAACCUUACCCCAGUGGUGCUCAGACCAGAGAUUCGCAAACCAGAGGUUCUCAGACCGGAAACACCCAGACCAGUGGACAUUGGUUCUGGAGGAUUUGGUGAUGUCGGUGCUCUUGAGAGUUUGAGGGGAAAUGCAGAUUUGGCUUACAUCCUGAGCAUGGAGCCCUGUGGCCACUGCCUCAUUAUCAACAAUGUGAACUUCUGCCGUGAGUCCGGGCUCCGCACCCGCACUGGCUCCAACAUCGACUGUGAGAAGUUGCGGCGUCGCUUCUCCUCGCUGCAUUUCAUGGUGGAGGUGAAGGGCGACCUGACUGCCAAGAAAAUGGUGCUGGCUUUGCUGGAGCUGGCGCAGCAGGACCACGGUGCUCUGGACUGCUGCGUGGUGGUCAUUCUCUCUCACGGCUGUCAGGCCAGCCACCUGCAGUUCCCAGGGGCUGUCUACGGCACAGAUGGAUGCCCUGUGUCGGUCGAGAAGAUUGUGAACAUCUUCAAUGGGACCAGCUGCCCCAGCCUGGGAGGGAAGCCCAAGCUCUUUUUCAUCCAGGCCUGUGGUGGGGAGCAGAAAGACCAUGGGUUUGAGGUGGCCUCCACUUCCCCUGAAGACGAGUCCCCUGGCAGUAACCCCGAGCCAGAUGCCACCCCGUUCCAGGAAGGUUUGAGGACCUUCGACCAGCUGGACGCCAUAUCUAGUUUGCCCACACCCAGUGACAUCUUUGUGUCCUACUCUACUUUCCCAGGUUUUGUUUCCUGGAGGGACCCCAAGAGUGGCUCCUGGUACGUUGAGACCCUGGACGACAUCUUUGAGCAGUGGGCUCACUCUGAAGACCUGCAGUCCCUCCUGCUUAGGGUCGCUAAUGCUGUUUCGGUGAAAGGGAUUUAUAAACAGAUGCCUGGUUGCUUUAAUUUCCUCCGGAAAAAACUUUUCUUUAAAACAUCAUAAGGCCAGGGCCCCUCACCCUGCCUUAUCUUGCACCCCAAAGCUUUCCUGCCCCAGGCCUGAAAGAGGCUGAGGCCUGGACUUUCCUGCAACUCAAGGACUUUGCAGCCGGCACAGGGUCUGCUCUUUCUCUGCCAGUGACAGACAGGCUCUUAGCAGCUUCCAGAUUGACGACAAGUGCUGAACAGUGGAGGAAGAGGGACAGAUGAAUGCCGUGGAUUGCACGUGGCCUCUUGAGCAGUGGCUGGUCCAGGGCUAGUGACUUGUGUCCCAUGAUCCCUGUGUUGUCUCUAGAGCAGGGAUUAACCUCUGCACUACUGACAUGUGGGGCCAGGUCACCCUUUGCUGUGAGGCUGUCCUGUACAUUGUGGGAUGUUCAGCACUGUCCCUUGCCUCAAUGCCAGUAACGCGUCUUCCUGAGUGGUGCCAAACAAAAAGGUUCUCAGGUGUUGCCAAAUAUGUCCUGGGGUAUAAAACUUUCCUCGCCUGACAACCACUGGUCUGUAGGGAUUUUUGGCUACACACAAACCAGUAUCGCUCAUAGAUCAGCAAACCGGGGCCUACUAGAGUCUGAACAGCUGUAAUCUAUGAAUUCUAAGUGAAAUUUUAAAAAUUGUUAAUUUUUCCUAUAUUGCAUUAAUUUUAAAAAAUAAAUCUGAGGCAAAUAUGGACUCUCUUUUGCCUAUUUCUUCCCUCAUUUUGCUCCAACUCUUUCUUCUUCCUUACAAAAGAGACUUUUGCUUUUUUCGAAACAUUUCCCCAUGUUUUUCUGGGGUCUCGCUAUGUUGCCCAGGCUGGUCUCAAACUCCUGGGCUCAAGUGACCCUCCCAAGUAGCUCUUACUACAGGCGUGCACCAUUGCACCCAGCCCCAUUUAUUCAUGUCUUAUUUCACUUGAUCCUUAUCCCAUCCCAGGAAGGCAACAAGGGUGAGAACCCUGUGCUCAGGGAGGUUAGGUCUCUUGUCCAAGGGAAAACGAUUAUCCAGAGAAGAGACCUGGCCAGAACCUGGGUCCCCUGAGUCCUAGCCAUGCUUCCCAUGUGCCUUACUUGCUGAAGCACCCCCGGACUGCAGUGUGAACGUGCUGUGCAAUAGUGACACGCUGGGCUUCCCCACAAGGCUCCACCCUGAGGUCUUUUAAGCUGUCCUUAUGCCAGCCUAUUUCUUGUUUUUUGGGCCUUUUUUUUUGGAGAUAGGGUCUCACUCUGUCGCCCAGGCUGGAGUGCAAUGACGCAAUCUUGGCUUAUUGCAGUCUCGACCUCCUGGGCUCAAGAGAUCCUUCCACCUCAGCCACCUGAGUAGCUUGGACUACAGGUGUGCACCACCUCUCCCAGUUAAUUUUUGUAUUUUUAGUAGAGACAGAGUUAUGCCAUGUUACUCAGGCUGGUCUUGAACUCCUGGACUCAAGCGAUCAGCCUGCCUUAGCCUCCCAAAGUGCAGGGGUUACAGGCUUGAGCCAUUGCGCCUGACCUAUUUCUGGUUCUUAGGGCCCUGGAUGUUAGGAUGGAUUUCUGAAUUAAUAAUAAUAAUAAAACCCUCAUCAAGA